AUGUACGCGCAUAGACCAAAAGCUGUUACAGCUCUUGGUCGAUUAGAAUUGCCACUUGAGCCCAAUAAUGACCCCAAUAACCGAGUAUUGCGGUGGAAAUCACCAGAUGUAAAGGGCGAGGUCCAAAAGCCUGUUGGAGAAACCCCAUUCGUUGUCAUACCAGGAGACGAGCUUGACGAAGGUGUCGUUGAGGGCAAUACCAGCCUUCACGUCGAAAAUGCUGGACCUCUUGUCGUGCACGAAGUCCUGAGAAACGAGCUGGUCGUCGGUCCAUCCGAGGAUGCCCUUGAGUUCGCCCUCAGAAGCGGCCUUGACGGCAGCAACGAUCUCGUCGUAGGUUGCGGGCUUGGCAAGCUUGCAGGUCAAGUCAACAACACUGACGUCGGGGGUGGGGACACGGAAGGCCAUACCGGUGAGCUUGCCGUUCAAGUCGGGGAUGACCUUGCCAACAGCCUUGGCGGCACCAGUGGAGGCGGGGAUGAUGUUGGCACCGGCGCAACGGCCAGCCCUCCAGUCCUUGCCACCGCGGGAAGCACCGUCGACGGUCAGCUGGUUGGCAGUGGUGGCGUGGACGGUGGUCAUGAGACCCUCGACAAUGCCGAACUUGUCGUGCACAACCUUGGCCAAGGGAGCCAAACAGUUGGUGGUGCAGCUAGCGUUUGA
Babesia ovata is the source of this 663-nucleotide messenger RNA. Its product is annotated as glyceraldehyde-3-phosphate dehydrogenase, putative. The transcript has 2 exons. Lineage: Eukaryota; Apicomplexa; Aconoidasida; Piroplasmida; Babesiidae. The record is from RefSeq and is a predicted model, not a curated record. Bases 1 to 663 code for a protein of 220 amino acids.